This is a messenger RNA of Electrophorus electricus (electric eel), 2434 nucleotides long. It is a transcript of the gene grb7, whose product is annotated as growth factor receptor bound protein 7. Gene Ontology annotation, biological process: signal transduction. The record is from RefSeq and is a predicted model, not a curated record. NCBI's taxonomy places the organism in Eukaryota, Metazoa, Chordata, Actinopteri, Gymnotiformes, Gymnotidae.
AUGCAGGUGGAUUGCCACUGGACAGAGGUUUUUAAGGAGACUGUGAGCGAGACCAUGCUCAAUCAAGAGGUGACGUCUCCAGCUCUGAUGUCCGCUGGUCCAUCCACACCACGAUCCGUACCCCUGGCUAUCAGGAGCAAACGAGGAUCCAAAGGAGAAUUCAGGCCUUCCUCCAUGCCUUCGAUACCCAACCCAUUUCCUGAGCUCUGCAGUCCCUCCCAUUCCUCAGUUCGGGCUGGUUCCCUGGUGGGAGAUCACAUCCCUUCAGAUGAAGACAUGCAUGUGGUGAGAGUGUAUGAUGAGGACACACACAGUCGCUCGGUGCUGGUGUCAUCAGGGACAACAGCACGUGACGUGUGUCGUAUUCUGGUCCAAGCAGCCCACUGUGUGGACCUAAAGAGCUGGGCCCUCAUUGAGCAGCACCCCUCACUAGGACUGGAGCGUUGUCUAGAGGACCAUGAAGUGCUGUUGCAAGUGCAGUCCUCCUGGCCAAAAGAUGGUGACACCAAACUGCUCUUUCGCAAAAAUUAUGCCAAGUAUGAGUUCUUCAGAAAACCAGCGCAAUAUUUCCCAGAGAACAUGAUCUCUGACAGCACUGAUGUCAAGACGGGAAUGAACUCCUCACAGCUUGUCCAGAGUAUGCUGAAAUGUGGAUCAUGUCCAGAAAUUCAAGGAUAUUUGCAUGUAAGAGAAGCAGGGAAGAAGUCCUGGAAGAAGCUUUACUAUAUUUUGCGACGAUCUGGACUCUACUGUUCCACCAAGGGCUCAUCUAAGGAACCUCGGCACCUUCAAUGUAUAUGUGAUUUAGAGGAUCUCAGUGUGUACACAGUGUGUAACAGUCGAAAACUGUAUGGAUCCCCUAAAAUGCACACAUUCUGCAUCAAGCCUCGGGGACAGAGAUUUUGUUCUCAGGAUCUCAAGCUGUUAUGUGCAGAAAAUGAAGAGUGUAAAACCUGCUGGGUUACGUCCUUUAGACUUUUUAAGUAUGGCAAGCAGCUUCACUGUAACUUCCUGUUGGCACAGACCAGUCCUGCGCUAGAGAUCCCACCCCGAAAAGAUGGCAAGCAAGACGAGGGCGAGCAGUCACUUGUGGCAAUGGACUUCUCGGGGAAGAGUGGCGGCCGGGUGAUCCUGAACCCCAGAGAGGCUCAGAGUGCUGAGCAAGAGGAAGCCUACAGCUGGAGGAAGCGAGAGGCAUUGCGCUACAGCUUGCCAAACAGUGGCCAGGGGUCACGACCUUCUGCUGUGCAUCAGACUCAGGCCUGGUUCCAUGGUGGUGUGUCCCGAACAGAAGCUCAGAGACUAUUGGAGGAGCAGGGUCAGGUGGAUGGGAUGUUUCUGAUUCGGGACAGCCAGCAGCACGCUCAGUGUUUUGUGUUGUCCCUGUGUCAUAAACUUAAGACCAAACACUAUCUCAUCAUCCCUUGUGAAGAGAGUGGCAGGCUCUACUAUACAAUGGAUGAUGGUGUUACUCUCUUUAUCGAUCUUCUGCAGCUGGUGGAGUUUCACCAGAUUAACAAGGGCAUCCUUCCUGUGUGCCUCAAAUACCCCUGUGUACGCAUCGCUCUCUGAUAUCUGACCCUUCCUCUUUGACCUCACAACCUUGGUAUCCUCGGUAAACUCAAUGAAGGUUUAUACUUUUCCAAAAACACUGAGCUGUGUUCAACAUACACUUAACCAACACCUCCAUUAUAAACUCCCUGUAAGCUUAUAGUUGGAGCCCAUCUGUUGUCCAGGACAGUUGGUAUUUGCCAUCAUUCAGCUCCUCACUUUUGGUCAGUGUGUGACCUUAGGAAUGUGGUUGGCUGCAAGGUGGUGUGUGGGUGUGGUUCCCCCCCCCCCCAGCUGACUUUUCGGUGAUCCUAACCCAGCAGUGACAGAUGUGUAAAAAGACUUGCAACUUCACACUAACCGCCAUCCGCCAUGCCAGACAAAACCGUUCUGCCUCUCAAAUAAUAUCCCAUCAGCAGCAAUCCUGCUGUGUUGAACAGGGCAGAGACUGGUUAAACAACUUGGCCUGGAAACAGAUGGUCUGCAGCCUGUAAUUGUACACCUCCCAAAUGCACCUGUGAGUUAGAUCUGUUGAAUAAAGUGGCCAGUCAGUGGAGAGUGUACGAUUAGUUUCCCAUGGAGUCAGGGGAGAGUGGAUGAUGUUUUAAACAAUCAUGGUCUUUAUUUUUACACAGUUGUAAAUAGUACUUUAGUGGAUACUUAUUUCUACAGAUAUACAAUUUUUCCCCAUCUGUUCAAAUGAUUUUCUAUUUGCAAAUUGAGCUUCUGUUCCUGCUGAUCCCUCUUCAACCACUAGGUGGCCUGGAACAGAUGUGAAAUUCGCUCAUUUAUUCUGUUGUGCAGGUGAUUUUACUUGCCAAUAAAUACAAAGUUGCAUGGCACAUGUUUUAUAUGAAGAAUUUUGCACAGUUUGCAUAACGGU